AAUCGACCCUCUUUUACUAUAUGAAUAUCUUUGUCGCUGUUUGACCUUCGCGCGCGACAUGAUAGUGGGAAAGCGCGACAUCUGUCACCUCGUAUAAUCGCUUUGGAUCGUCGGGUGCUUCUCAGGGCCGACACCAGUGAAGCCGCACCCCCGCGCUCGCGACCAACUCUCCAUGGGGCGUCGGACCUGGUGUGCUGGUCAUCGAUAAGAAGGACCCCCAGCCCGUUCGUGCCUGGGGCGCGCGAUAUUCCUUUUACACGAUUCGCGCCGCAUCCACGCUACUUGUCGAGAUGCUGCUCGUGCCACCUUGCCGCCUGCCGUGGCAGUUGGCGUGUGUCUUGUUUGCAACCGUCUCCGCGGCUACCAUCUCCUCCACCAACACUUCUACCGCGCGUCCAAAUCUCUACGAUGGCACAUUACCGCUUGCUGAUGCGCAAGGCGACGGAAACACGAUUGCCGAGUUGAUCCCAUUGACCCAGGAAGCCGCUAAAUCAGUGAAGGGCAACCUAUACAAUACAAAUUACUCCAGCGCUGCUCGAAUCUCCAAUGACGAAAUCGCGUACAUCAGCUGUAACAUCAACGACUACAACGGCUUCGACACUCCGCAGAGCGUCUUCGAACGGGCUUAUACCCAAGCCAACAUAUCGGCUGUCAUACUGUACAGCACGGCGUCCAACUACUGCAACUACACGCAGGACAGCGCGCAAAACAUGAUCGAGGAGUUUGCUGUAUACUCAAUGACGAACAAGGAAGAUUCAGCGAAGAUACUCGGCGCCAUCAUCGACCUGCCUGCCUACAUGAAGUACUUUGUGCAAGUCGAAGGCCGGGAUGAGGGAAGCAAUAGCGCCGGUGGUAGCAACCAAUACCAGCAAAACCCACUUGGUCCUUCGCCGUCCACUGCUGUUGCCAUGAUCAUUCUAUACAGUAUCACAGGAAUCAUCACAGCUUUAUUCCUCGUCAUCAUCAUUACUGGCGCUGUGCGCGCGCACCGGCAUCCGGAGCGAUAUGGUCCUCGAAACGUCCUUGGCCGACCAAGGCAAAGCAGAGCGAGGGGGUUAGGGCGAGCUAUACUGGACACAAUACCAAUCGUCAAGUUUGGGGAGAAGGAGUCUGCGAAACCUGCCGACGUUGAGUUGGGACCAACAGCAGAGACGGCAGAUGUAAAUCGUGCAAACGUAGAUACUGAAGUACCUAACAGCUUAACCACAACUACGAACCACGAAAAUAACACGCCGGAUACGUUGCCCGACUCAACGAGGACGAUACAAGCUGCGACACCAAGACUAUCGGAAGAGCAUCAGUCAGGCAUCGCACCUGCACAGCCCGCUGCCACAGGCGUGGGGGCGGGCACAGACAAUGCAUCGUCAGACGAAGCUCUAGGAUGCUCGAUCUGUACUGAGGAUUUUGAAAAGGGCCAGGAUCUCCGUGUGCUUCCUUGCAAUCACAAAUUCCACCCAGAAUGUGUAGACCCUUGGUUGUUGAACGUGUCUGGCACAUGUCCAUUAUGCCGUGUCGACCUUCGUCCUGUGACUUCCCAUGAUUCCUCCACGUCACAAGAUCAAAAUGAGCUCGCCCCUCCUCUCAACCCUGAAGCCGAUUCAUCACAUCGCCGCCGUACAGCGCUUUUCGACAUCCUCUCUCUUCGUCAUCGACCCAACGCAUCACCCGAAGAACGGAUUGGCGCUCUUCGGCGUCUGAGAGAGCAAGGCAGGAAUCAAAGCGGUAAUGUUGCAGCAGGCAGUGUCAAUGCCAGCGCUGAGGAUGUUGCCAGUUCGCGAGAUAGGAGAAAUAGACGCAUCAGUGUCAGGCUAAGCGAUGUCUUUACUGGUCGGACGAGAAGAGAGAGGCGGGAUGAAAGCCCGGCACAUCAAGUAGGACCAGACAGGAGUGAGGCGAACGCCACGUCUGAUCAUGCUGAACAAAGACCUUGAGUUGGGGCUGUGACGUGCCUUACGAUAUAUACGAUGCUUGUAUAGUUCAUUAUUUGUGUGAGCGCUGAGCAAUUAGCUCGUUCGGGAGUUUAUCAAUAGUUGUGCAUUCUGCGGCGUUGCGGGAUACCAUAUACUUUUAGCUAGGAUAUUUGUUGCAUACCAAUGAU
This is a messenger RNA of Alternaria alternata, 2098 nucleotides long. RefSeq lists its product as hypothetical. The transcript has 3 exons. The record is from RefSeq and is a predicted model, not a curated record. The coding region runs from base 291 to 1931 and encodes 546 amino acids. NCBI's taxonomy places the organism in Eukaryota, Fungi, Ascomycota, Dothideomycetes, Pleosporales, Pleosporaceae.